Molecule: messenger RNA, 318 nt
Organism: Sphaeroforma arctica JP610
Lineage: Eukaryota; Ichthyosporea; Ichthyophonida
Exons: 2
Coding region: 1-318 (105 amino acids)
Source: RefSeq, a predicted model, not a curated record
AUGCUACUGAUAGUCGUCGUCAGAAAAACGAGUGGUCUAGCUACUCUGGCAGAUGGCUUCGUUGCCGGUUCGCUGAACAUCUACAUAUACUUCCACGCCACAACCAAACAAGAAGACAUUGCAGUCUGUCAGACCAUCAGAGAACUACUGUGUGUGGGAGGCGGAGUGAAGGAUGAUGAUGCGGAGGGAGAAGGGCUCACAGAUGGAGUUGCGCUACUUGUUGCCGUGGGCUCCACGCAUGCUGUAUACUCAUCCUCUCGAGUCACAUCCAUAUCGACUUCCCCAUCUCUGAUCGAGAUCGUACAAUCCUUGAAUUGA